Camelina sativa (false flax) is the source of this 1204-nucleotide messenger RNA. RefSeq names its product expansin-A14. The record is from RefSeq and is a predicted model, not a curated record. Lineage: Eukaryota; Viridiplantae; Streptophyta; Magnoliopsida; Brassicales; Brassicaceae. Gene Ontology annotation, cellular component: extracellular region. Gene Ontology annotation, biological process: plant-type cell wall organization.
GCAACACCUUUCCUCUCCGCUAACCUCACUUCAGCUUUUUUUUUUGUGGGGUCCUUUUUUUUCUUUCUCCAAGCCAUUGUAACUGGAAAAAAAAAGGCAGAGAAAAUGGAGAUUGCUGGAAUAGUGAUGAUGUCAUUGAGUCUUAUGAUGAUGCUGAUGUGGAAGAGUGUGGAUGGUUACGGUGGUUGGGUCAAUGCUCGAGCCACAUUCUAUGGAGGUGCUGAUGCUUCCGGUACCAUGGGAGGCGCGUGCGGAUACGGGAACUUAUAUAGUCAAGGAUACGGCACAAACACGGCAGCUCUAAGUACGGCUUUAUUCAACGGUGGCCAAACCUGCGGCGCUUGUUUUCAGAUAAAAUGCGUAAACGACCCAAAAUGGUGUCUUGGAGGAACAAUCACCGUCACCGGAACAAACUUUUGUCCACCAAACUUUGCUCAGGCCAACAACGCCGGAGGUUGGUGUAACCCUCCCCAACAUCACUUCGAUUUGGCUCAGCCCAUCUUCCUCCGUAUCGCUAAAUACAAAGCCGGCGUCGUCCCCGUUCAAUACCGGAGAGUGGCUUGCCGAAGAAAAGGAGGAAUAAGAUUCACCAUCAACGGUCACUCGUACUUCAACCUCGUACUCGUAACUAACGUAGCCGGCGCCGGAGAUGUUAUCUCCGUCUCCGUUAAAGGAACCAAAACAGGAUGGCAAAGCAUGUCGAGAAACUGGGGACAGAACUGGCAAAGCAACGCGAACCUUGAUGGUCAAGCUCUCUCGUUCAAAGUAACAACUAGUGAUGGCCGUACAGUUGUAUCUAACAAUGCUACUCCACGUAACUGGAACUUCGGACAGACUUACACCGGAAGACAGUUCCGGGCUCCGAGGUGAUGACGUGGACUAUAUGGAGGACAAAAAAAACAAAAGUUUUUACUUAUUUACUGAUAUUGGAGUUUUCUAGAGUUUGCAUAGUUUGAGAAAAAAAGUUUCAGGAAUUUAUCUGAUUAACCCUAAUCAAAAAAUAACCAAUUUCUGAAUGGCGGAAGGUAUUUUUUUUCACCGGUAGCUUUUGUAAUUCGCCGGUGAGACUGUGGUGAACAGAAAGAAAGAAAAAAAAAAGCUUUGUGUUUUCACCCGCCGCCUGAGUAAUUGAGUUUUCUUUUCUUCUUUUUUGUAUUUUGUUUUUCUUUUUUUCUUUUAAGAGAUGUGCAAUGGUCUACUGAAA